Messenger RNA from Melampsora larici-populina 98AG31, 753 nucleotides. RefSeq lists its product as uncharacterized. The record is from RefSeq and is a predicted model, not a curated record. The coding region runs from base 1 to 753 and encodes 250 amino acids. NCBI's taxonomy places the organism in Eukaryota, Fungi, Basidiomycota, Pucciniomycetes, Pucciniales, Melampsoraceae. The transcript has 4 exons.
AUGAAUACCACAACCAACCAAACCCAAUUCCCACCAACCCAAAUCUCUCGAACCCCACCAAUAGCCAAUCUCAACCUCAAUGCUCGUACAGAAGUUUUAAGUCAAUUCUCAGCCAACCUCGACCCAAACGUAAAUGCAAUCCCCUUACCAAUGGAAUUACAAGUUGGAUUAUCACCUCAAGAAUGGGACCAACGUUCAAAAGACCUCUACAAUCACUUCUCUAAGUUUGUUUGGAGUAAACUUUUGAGGAUUUAUUUGAUUUUUUCUAUUCUCUUUACUAUGCUUGGACCUGUGAUUGUCAAUGUGGUGGUUAACAAGAUUUUUUUCGAUGGGGUUGCUCCUUUAAGACUGGAUUCAUCACCUGAAGAAAUUACUGAAAGGUUAUCACUCUUAAGAAAAGCUCAUAUUGUUAACUUUGCUAUUUCUAUCUUGGUAGUUUUAUUGAUUUGGGUACCUUAUUAUUCAAUCAAACUUAUGGGACGAAAUAAAUUAAGAGCUCUGUUAGGAAACUUCAAUAACCAAGACGCAGCUAAAGGUAAUAUGUCAGCAUUGGUUUGGUCAUGUCCCAGAACUUCAACUCUUCAAGGAAAUGCCACCGUAUCAAUCCAACUACCAAUCUCAUUAUUAGCCGCAAGACAACCUACGUUGUUUUCAAAUGGAGCUUAUUUACCUCCUUAUUUACAAAAAGAACCUACAAUGAUGAACACUCAAGCUGCUCCUGCAUAUGAAUAUCCUCCUGCUGAAAGAAAAUAG